Molecule: messenger RNA, 519 nt
Organism: Blumeria graminis f. sp. triticale
Lineage: Eukaryota; Fungi; Ascomycota; Leotiomycetes; Helotiales; Erysiphaceae
Source: the annotation of a GenBank genome assembly
AUGUCGUUAUUCCCAAAAUCUUUUAUCACCAACGACCAAACACCCUUUUCGUCGCUCUCAUACUUGUUCGAUGGGAUUGAUGAAUAUUCUCGCGGUCAGAGCUUCUUCCGAGAAUCUGAUAUCGAGACAUUUACCCCGAACUUUGACGUUAAAGAACUUGGAGAUGCUUACGAGCUUCAUGGCGAGCUACCCGGCAUUGAACAAAAAGAUGUUGAAAUAGAGUUCACCGAUUCCUCGACUAUUACUAUCAAGGGUAGCGUUGAACGCAGUUACACCAAAAGUGAACCUUCCUCAGAAAAGAGUGAUUCGGGUUCCCAGAAUCAGAUGAAAAACACUCAAUCCAAAAACUCUGGGAAAUUCUGGGUUAUGGAGCGGAACGUGGGUGAAUUCUCAAGGACAUUUAGUUUUCCGGCUAGGGUUGAGCAAGAUGGCGUCAAGGCUUUCAUGAAGAACGGUGUUCUAAGUGUUCGCAUACCAAAAUCCAAACAGCAUGAGAAUCGCAAGAUUAGAAUUAGCUAG